This is a messenger RNA of Closterium sp. Naga37s-1, 948 nucleotides long. The record is from the annotation of a GenBank genome assembly. NCBI's taxonomy places the organism in Eukaryota, Viridiplantae, Streptophyta, Zygnematophyceae, Desmidiales, Closteriaceae.
AUGUCCCGGUCCACUUCGACGAACUUCUCGAGGCAUCGUACUUUGCCCUCUUCUGUGGCGACCGGGCGGCCAACUUUGACUCGGUCUCUCUUUGACUGGAAAUCAUUGCGCCCCAUUGCGCCCCAUCCCUCCCAUCCACCCCAUCCGCAUCCUAUCCCUCUGAACAUCCGUCCACCCCAUCCCUCUCAUCCACCCAUCCCAACCCUCCCAUCCCUCCCCAUCUCCCCCAUCCCUCCCAUCCGUCCCAUCCCUCCUCCCAUCCCUCCCAUCCCUCUCAUAUCUCCCAUCCUCGCAUCCUCCCCAUCCUUCCCACCCCUCCCACGCCUCCCUUGCCUCCCAUCCCCCACAUGGCAUUCGCUUUGCCAAGGGGCUCUCAUCGAUUCGCCUCAUGCUGCUGUUGGGUGCUGCCUCACAGAUAACCGUGCUCGUGCUCACAUGGGUCUUUCAGAGCAGCUUGUCAGACCUCCUUUGCUCAAAUCCGCUCCUCCCUCCAUCGUCCCUCCCCACCCUCCUUGCAGACCCAUCUCCCAGCCAGCAGCAUUCGCGCUGGUGUUCAGCUGUGCACUGCUCGUUCAAUCCGAAUCUCAUGCUGCCCGUUUCUGCACUCUCCUCAUCCCUCCAUCCAUCCACCCUCCCCACCCUCCUUGCAGACCCAUCUCCCAGCCAGCAGCAUUCGCGCUGGUGUUCAGCUGUGCACUGCUGUGGGGAAUCGGCGCCACCGCAUUUCAGUCCCAAAUCACUGCGCUCCUGCCUUUGGACGCAGCAUACGCGCAUUGGAUCGCGUGGAGAAGUGCGGCCUGCUCCGCCUACUUCCUCGCCAGCCCAUACAUCGCCACGCCCGUCAAAAACUCCCUCCUCCUUGCGUUCUGCCUCCUCUCUGUCGUCCUCGCUGCCAUUGCUGUCAGAAUCAGACCACCAGGACAGGCGAAGCCAUGUGAAGGGGUGUGA